Messenger RNA from Kwoniella shivajii, 2595 nucleotides. RefSeq lists its product as uncharacterized. Gene Ontology annotation, cellular component: CCR4-NOT complex. Gene Ontology annotation, molecular function: ubiquitin-protein transferase activity; nucleic acid binding. The coding region runs from base 1 to 2595 and encodes 864 amino acids. Gene Ontology annotation, biological process: protein ubiquitination. Lineage: Eukaryota; Fungi; Basidiomycota; Tremellomycetes; Tremellales; Cryptococcaceae. The record is from RefSeq and is a predicted model, not a curated record. The transcript is spliced from 9 exons.
AUGGCCCCUCCUUCGCUGCACCCUCUACCAGCAAAUCCAACUACUGGACAACAACCUUUCGCGACUUUAGGCUCAAGAGGUAUCAGUUCAGUGGCGCCUGCAAGUGGAUCAAGUGGAGGUGUGAAUAGGGAGACGUUGAAAAGCUUACACGACGUUUACUGGAGUGACGAUGAGGAUGAUCCCGAUUGUUUACUAUGUGCGGAACCUCUCGAUCUGUCAGAUCUGAAUUUUAAACCAUGUCAAUGUGGUAUGCAGAUCUGUCAGUUUUGCUAUAACAAGCUUCUUGGCACAGAUGCACGUUGUCCGGGAUGUAGAAGACCGUAUGAUGCUAAAGCGGUUGUCUUUCAACCUGUGGAUUGGGAAGAGGUCAAACGGGCAAAGGAAAGAAAGACGAAACGGACAAGAACCAUCAAACAGCUCACUACGAUGGGAAGACGGCAUCUACUUGGGGUCAGAGUCGUCAUGAAGAACAUGGUCUAUGUCAUAGGAAUGAAGCUACCUGCACCGGGAGAUGAUGCAAUACCCAUCCUGCGGUCAAAUGAUUAUUUUGGUCAAUAUGGUAAAAUAUCCAAAAUAUACCUCAGCGAUCGAACGAAGCUUUCCUCUUCAGCUGUAUCGACCCUCACACCGGAUGACCCAUCCACUGCAACAGGGAUAUAUAUCGUUUACAUUCGUCGAGAAGAUGCCGCUAGAGCUAUAGCGUCAUUGGAUGGGAUACCAGCUCCUCAAGGUCCACCUGGAGCUACGUUAAAGGCAACAUAUGGAACAACCAGAUACUGCGAAGCAUUCCUGAGAAGUCAGAAAUGUGACACGGUCAACUGUCACAAUCUGCAUGAAUGGGGUGGCGAUAGUGAUUGUUUCACCAAGGAAGAUAUGGAAACUGCCUUGAUCAGACCGGCAGAAUAUGACGCUAGACAGAAGCAAACCAUCGUAUCGGCCCCUCAGCCACCUUCUCUAUCUUCCAAAACUGCUUGGCCAAAACCAUCCUCGGAGGAUGUCAACAAUCCUUCAACUGGUCUACCAAGCGCUGCUAGUUGGGGUAAAGGUAUCACUGUCAAAACAACCUCACGUGCCAGCAGUGCGAAUCCUAUCGCUCGGCCGACCAAGAUUGGCAAUUUUGUACCUCUUGGAAAAACCAAUGCUGCGUUCCCCCUCCCCACACCUUCACCGACCAUCCCCAUCAUUAUCAAAGAGAAGAAAGAGAGAAAGUCCACGGCUAUGGCUCGAGGAAAGAGUACCGACUCAUCACAAAGCGCUACUACAGGUAGCGCUCAGACCUCGCCCAAGAAGAAAUCAUCUACCUUACCCCCGCUGUCUUCUACAAAACCCUCUUCUUCAACCUCAGCAGCGCCACCUCCUCCGCCUGGGUUACCUGUUGUGUCCAGUACAUUAGCCCUAUCCUCAUUAUCAGCUGCGGAAUCUGUAGAUGACGCAAUAGAUGAGCAAGCUUCAGCAGAUUCUGAUGCAGGACCAUCUUCAGCUUCACCCGCUCCUCGAACACCUUCUCGAGAUGCCGACGAGAUCUCACCGGAGCCUUUAUCAACGGAACCAAUUAUCAUUCACUCCCCUUACCCCGAACCCGUCAUCUUUUCCUUCCCCGCACACGACAAAGACUUUGCUUUCGUACUUGGGCUGGAUGAAUCGGAAUUGCAGAGAAGGCAAGCACAAGCUGGAGGAUACGAGCCUAGUCCUUUCAGUAAAACAUUGGAAGGUUUGGCGGAGCUUGGUGUUCAUGCUCCUGAACUACCAGACCUGUUUGACGCACCUUCACGCCGAGGAUCUUUAGGAUACAACGGGUUGUUCCGACCAUUUGACACAAUGGAAGAGGAUUCACCUUCGACAUCAGAUAACACACCAGGACCUUCUCGUUUGAGACAAGACGAUCACAAUGCUCAACGAACGGAAUCAAGAUUCGGCUUUGCUAGACCAAUAUCAAGUGCUUCAAGAGGGCAAAGUCCCUUCAGUAGUAUGAGAAGAAGCGUAGCUGAGCAAUCUGGGUUAAGGGAUGGAUGGCUUUCCCGUGAUCAGCCCAACGAAGAAUCGUUAGUUCAGCACCAACAAUAUCAACAACAACAGAAUGACCCCAGAUCGGCUGCACUCACGGCUCAAGUAGCGUCAUUCAUCGGAAGUUAUGACUCUUCAGGGGCAGCUGAAAGUGGAUGGGCAGGAGAUUCAGCUUACUCAGCUUCCCCAUCGCACCAACGUCAACUAGGUAUGCAAGGUUACGAGAGAAGUGAGAGAGGUAGAAUAGAUCACGGUAAUUUAGUACAAGGUGGUUAUCUGCCAAAAGGACUGAGAUCAGAAAGGGAUGAGUAUGAACCUCCGGUACUACAAUACGGUUCAACCCAAAUCUAUUCUAAUCCCGCUCAUUCCCAAAAUCAACAACGAUCAUUAUUCUCACCCGAUUCUACAUCACAUUCCAUCCAUGAAGAUAACUAUCAGUCACCACUUGCAUUCAGUCAACUUCAAGCUCAGCAGCAACAAACACCCUUGCAGCAUCAACAUCAUCAUCCUGAUGCUAGACAAUUGAUGGCAAUGCAUCAUUCAAGAGGUUCACCUACCCCUCUUGCAGCGCACGCUUAUCGACGCUUUUAA